GAUAGGCUGGUGGAGAGGGGGAACUGCAGCAGAGUAGCACCGCUGUCAGGAAACAGAAGCCCACUACGAAUGCAACUCGCAUAACCAGCCGAACGAGGACGGUUUACCUGCGUGAUUUACCAUGACAACUGAAUCAGGCGCAGACUCAGAGGCCAAGCAGCCGCAGGAGAACAAGGAGACGGAGAAGGGGAAAGCUAAAGCAGCAUCCCAGCCCAGCCAGGCAGCAGCUGAACCCACCUCGCCUCAGAACCAGCCGGAGCAGCUUCCAGCCGCUGCCGGACACAGCACCCCGGCCAGGAAAGAACAGGAGCAGCAGGAAGAGGACCAGGUAUCUCACAGGUCGUCCACCAGUCGUCUGUCCAAGUCUCCUUUGAGAGGAGUGAAGAAGGUGAAGAUCAUGCAGUGUAAAGUCACCCUGCUGGACGGCUCCGACUACACACUCAAUGUGGAGAAAAGAGCCAAGGGCCAAGUGCUCUUUGAUAAAGUGUGUGAUCACCUUAAUCUCCUGGAAAAAGACUACUUUGGAAUCACAUACAGAGAUGUUGAGAACCAGAAGAAUUGGCUGGACCCUUCCAAGGAGCUGAAGAAGCAGAUUAGGACUGGUCCUUGGAACUUUGCCUUCAAUGUAAAGUUUUACCCUCCAGACCCCUCCCAGCUGACUGAGGAUAUCACAAGGUACUACCUGUGCCUGCAGCUAAGAGAUGAUGUGGUUUCGGGUCGCCUGCCGUGCUCCUUUGCCACCCACACGGUACUGGGCUCCUACACAGUGCAGUCUGAACUGGGAGACUACGACCCUGAGGAGCUGGGCAGCGACUACGUCAGCGAACUGCGCUUCGCACCCAACCAGACCAAAGAGCUAGAGGAGAAGGUCAUGGAACUCCACAAGACCUACAAGGGGAUGACACCAGCCGAAGCAGAGUUACACUUCCUGGAAAACGCCAAGAAGCUGUCCAUGUACGGUGUGGACCUCCACCAUGCCAAGGACUCCGAGGGUGUGGAGAUCAUGCUGGGAGUUUGUGCAAGUGGCCUCCUCAUCUACAGAGACAGGUUGCGGAUCAACCGGUUCGCCUGGCCCAAAAUCCUCAAGAUCUCUUACAAGAGGAACAACUUUUACAUCAAAAUCAGGCCUGGUGAGUUCGAGCAGUUUGAAAGCACAAUCGGCUUCAAGCUUCCAAAUCAUCGCGCUGCCAAAAGGCUCUGGAAAGUCUGCGUUGAACACCACACCUUCUUCAGGCUCGUAUCCCCUGAGGCUCCCCCGAAGAAGUUCCUGAGCCUCGGCUCCAAGUUUCGCUACAGCGGCAGAACACAGGCUCAGACCCGCAGGGCCAGCUCUCAGAUCAUCAGACCCGCACCGCUCUUUGAACGCUCCUCCAGCAAACGCUACAACAUGUCCCGCAGCUUAGAUGGAGCUCCCAUAAUGGAGAACCACGAGACUCUGAUGAAGGACGGUGCCGCUGACGGGGCAGCCAAAGUCAUCGCCAAGGGAGACAUCAUCACCACGGUAACGACAGAGAAGAAAGCGGAGGAAGAGAAGGCGGAGCAGGAAGACGCUCAGAUGAAGGCUGCAGAGACGCCAGAACCCGCUGCCACCACACCACUCAGACAAGACACAAAGCACUCCCCUCGUGUAUACACAACCGACCCCCUCCGCUCUGAGCUCUCACUCCCCUCAUCUCCUGUUUCAUCAACUAAAGUACGGCGGAGGCGCAGGGAGAAUGCACGCAAGCGGGCCUCAUCAGUCAGUCCAGCCAAGAGCAGCGCUGGGUGCCGCCGCCGGCAAGCCCACGCCGAUCGCAAGGCAGCCCUGCUGGAGGAGCAGGCACUGCUGCUCUCAGCCCGCAAGCAGAGGCUGGAGCAGGGCAAGAGCCGCGGUGGCACGCUCUUCUCCUUCUCCCUGCACCUGCCCGACCUGUCCUCCAUCCUGGAUGAGGACGGCUACCUCACCUUCCCCGACCUGUCAGAGAUGCGCUUCCUCCCUGAGUGCGCACAAAACUUUCUCCCCAUUAAGUCACCUUCACUCAUCCCUUGCUUCCUCUUCAUCUUCUUCUUCCUGCUCUCCACCUCCUUCUCCGUCCCCUAUGCCCUCACCCUCUCCUUUCCCCUGGCGCUGUGCCUCUGCUACCUGGAGCCCAAGGCAGCCUCCCUGACCGCCUCCAUAGCCCAGGGCUACCAUGACCAUGACAGUUCAGAGGAAGAGGAGACUGACAGCGAACAAACUGAUUUUGCCUUUGAUGGAGAGAUGACCGCCACAGAGUCGGAAGCUGAUGAGGAUUCUGAGAUGCGGACUCAGUAUAGUUUCAUAAGACGAGUAAAAGGGGAAAACGUUUUUAUCAGGCAUAGUAAUCUGAUGCUAGAGGACACUGAACCCCCAGCGGAGAUGGUCAAGCACCAAACUAACAUCAGCGAACUAAAGCGUUCCUUCCUGGAGACCGACGGCAGCACGCUGGGCCUGACAGAAUGGGAGAAGAGACUCUCCUCGUCCCCUGCUCGCUCACCCAGAGCAGAUGAAGCACCAAUGAUAGAGCCUCUGGAGCCGCAGGAUACUAAAGAUGAGCAGCCUGCAGGAGAUGAGACAGAGAAGGAGGCGGAACCUAAAGCCACCGAGGCGACAGGAUAUCUGGUGAAAUACGUGGUGGACAGUAUCGUAACAGAUGGGGCCACCUCCUCUGGGCCUCACGGGAUUAGUCUGUCAACCACUAUGGACGACGACGUCUUCAUGGACGGGACCCUCAGAGAGAUAGAGGAGAAGACGCCUGACUCCCAGGAAGAGGUGUCAGAGAAAUCAGUGGUGAAGGUCAGUCCCGGAGCUGUCAGACAGGAAGUGUCCCAGGCCAUCAGUGACAAGAAAGGGACGCUCAUUAUUUUGAAGGAGGCAGAGGAUAAAGUGGACACCGAGGGCAACGAGAUGAGUGUUUUGGGUGAAAAAGAGGAGCCUGUCGUCCCUGGAGUGCCUGGCGCUGAGGAGAAAGAAUUGCUGUCUGCUUUUAAAGAGAAAGAAACUAUCAAAGAAGACACUACUGUUGUUAUAGAAGCCCAAACCACAGUAGUCAAGACACUGAGUCCGAAGAUUGAGAUAAAAACUGAUGACGUGACUCAAAUUAAAGGCAUUGACUCGCCUAAAAAGGCCAUGGCAUCGUGGAUUUCUGAGGAGGUGAAGACUGAGGCAUCAGAGGUCACCGGUGUGUCUACACAGGAAGUCAGAGAGAUGAAAACUUCUGCCAGUCUGCCGCAGGAAGCAGAAACCUUCACCUUUGAAGGAGUCCAGACCAAACGGUCAAAGUCCGGCCUGACUCAAAUUACAGUUUCUGAAUCUUCAACUACGUCCUUAGCAGUGUCUACGCUGGGAUGGGUUUCCUCCUCUCAAAAGACACCAGCUGAUCCAGAGGAGGAGUCAGUGAUCGCCACGGAGAUAGAGGCAGCGCCAGCCGAGUCGACAGGGCCAACGAGUCUUGAGGUCAGCGAGGCGGGUACCAAAGAGACGCCUGUGAUCCACACAGAGACAAAAACUAUCACCUAUGAGGCUGCGGAGGUUGACACUAAUGGUGACGCCGACCCCGGGGUGUUGCUGAGCGCUCAGACCAUCACCUCGGAAACCACCAGCACCACGACAACCACACACAUCACAAAGACGGUGAAAGGAGGAAUUUCAGAGACAAGAAUCGAGAAGAGGAUCGUCAUCACGGGAGAUGCAGACAUCGACCACGAUCAGGCCCUGGCUCAGGCCAUAAAGGAGGCUAAAGAACAGCAUCCUGACAUGUCAGUGACCAAAGUAGUGGUACAUAAAGAGACAGAGAUCACGCCAGAGGAGGGGGAGGACUGACCCAGGAGUAAGACUGAGGGCUGUUUUCUGUUCAACCUCCCACAAUCCAACAUCCAGAUCUCCUCAUUUUACGCCGGGACUCUCAGAAGACUAGAAAGGCUCCUUACUCUCCAAAUGCUGCAGCUCGCCGCUAGUCGCAACCAUCAUCUGCAAAAUAAAUAAAUGCAUUUUGCAUGAGAAGGACGCAGUGUUGCAUUAUAAAAACAAAUGGCAAGAUUAUACAGAAAACCGUACGAUUUUAAUAAUGGUCGAUCCAUCUGCACGCCGAAUCCCUGUGUGCAGCAGGCAAACCUUUUGCUUUCACUGCCUUAUGACUUUGAUGCAUUUUUAUGAUUAUUGAGAAAAAUUAUUGUAGCAACAUUUUAUUUAUGAAAUAAAGCCAUCACUCCAGAAACUUUAAAUCGCCGUAGGCUGUAUAUGAUAGAGAGAAUACACUAUUUAACCUUGCUGUAGAAGUGCCAACCUUAUUUGCCAGCAAGCAUCACCUCACUCAGUCACUGACACACGCAACCCGAUGAUUUUCCGUGAGGCAGAAAUCACUACAGCCCAGUACUGUACAUAUCAAAGCUUCCCUAGGAAAAUAGCUAAUUAUCUUUCACAGUUGAUUUUUGUCAUGUCUACUUGAAUUGUGUUUUCCUUUUUAUGAUCAUUUCAGUAUUUUAUUGUUUCUCAUCAGUUGAUUCUACCACUUCGACCCCCCCCUUUUUUUUUUUUUUGAGAAGGUCUGUUUUGGCAAACGCCAAGGAAUCAAGAUUUCUGUGCAAGAAAUAGAUUUUUAUGUGCCUGUGCGGGCUUUGAAUGUUUUCCAGGGUAGAUGAUCGGCUGCAGCACAAGUCCCAGGUUUGUGUGACUGUGAGGCAAAGGGCUCUCUGACUGCCGAGCUCUGCCCAAACUAGAUGCAAAGCCAAAAGAGAUCUGUCAACCCCCCUUCCCCAUCAUGUCAGCUGUAUGCCUCCCUCAUCUGUUUAACUGUAUCUGAAUAACCAAGUAUUGUUCAUGUACAGCCAUGUUUUUCCUCAAAAUGGUGAAAUAAAAGUGGCAAAUGCA
Molecule: messenger RNA, 4867 nt
Organism: Toxotes jaculatrix (banded archerfish)
Lineage: Eukaryota; Metazoa; Chordata; Actinopteri; Toxotidae
Gene: epb41l3b
Product: erythrocyte membrane protein band 4.1-like 3b
Exons: 26
Coding region: 122-3820 (1232 amino acids)
Biological process (GO): cortical actin cytoskeleton organization
Cellular component (GO): cytoskeleton; plasma membrane
Molecular function (GO): structural molecule activity; actin binding
Source: RefSeq, a predicted model, not a curated record